AUUUGUUUUGGGUUAUAAAUAUCUAUCAAUUUUUGAUCUGUUCUUAUAGAUAUAUCAAUGGGCUUGCACUUGCUGCUGGCUGUUAUGCCUUCUUUUUUUUAUUCUAUAUGGGAUUAGUUAAGCUACUGUUUGAAUUUAAGAAUUCAUUAAUUCCUGUGGCUGUGAAAAGGGGCAUAACUUUACUAGAGGCUGCUGCACAGAACCCAACUGUACCACUGCGCGGUGCAUGCGAAGGAUCUCUAGCAUGCACUACUUGUCACGUGGUGUUAGAUAAGUCUGUGUUUAAAAAGUGCGGAGCAGCAUCAGAAAGAGAGGAGGAUCUGCUAGAUACAAGCAAGCUUCUUACAUCUACAUCUAGACUAGGGUGCCAAGUAAAGGUAAUUCCAGAAAUGGAAAACAGUAUAAUCAGAAUACCAAAUAUUAACAAAAAUAUACUGUAG
This is a messenger RNA of Nematocida parisii ERTm1, 440 nucleotides long. RefSeq lists its product as uncharacterized. The record is from RefSeq and is a predicted model, not a curated record. NCBI's taxonomy places the organism in Eukaryota, Fungi, Microsporidia. Gene Ontology annotation, molecular function: 2 iron, 2 sulfur cluster binding. Gene Ontology annotation, cellular component: mitochondrion. The transcript has a single exon. Bases 108 to 440 code for a protein of 110 amino acids. Gene Ontology annotation, biological process: P450-containing electron transport chain.